UUUACCAAAAAAAAAGAAAAAGUUUAAACAAAAAACUCAGCAGCACCAUCAAAUAACAAAAAAUAAAAUAAAAAACAUCACUCGUUUGAAACAAGUUGGAGUCGCAUCACUGAUCUCAACUUACCGGGAAACACAGCGGAAUCGAUCGUCGGCCGCCGGAAAAGUGAGAAAAUCCAUCCAGAAAAUUCUAAAAUAAACAGAGUUGAUGAUUUGCCAAUAUGAAUAAGUUGUUGGAUUUUGGGAGGAAAGCCCUAUAUUAUGUUAGGGUACUUUCUGGAUAUGAAGAGCGAAGAAUACGAUCUUUUAGGCUGCAGCUUGAACAUCGUGUCCAACAGGCACAAGCAAGGAAAGCAGCUAUAAAUAAAGUACCUGAGCAGAUUAUUUUAUCUGAGGUUCGUCGUAUGGUUGAAGAGAUGCAAACACUGAACAAGAAGCUGGAAGAAACAGAGGUAGCCAUUGAAGAAUAUUUCAAGCCUCUUGACAAGGAGGCUGAGAUUUUAAUGAAAAUGCAACUACAAGGGGAAGAGAAAAAGAGUGAAAUGAUGAUGAAAGCAUUAGAGGAACAAGCUUUGCUUCAAAAAGCUGAAGCAGAAAAAAUUACAAGCAUGCCUCCAACAGACAAGAUUGAAACCAACCAGAAGGAAUCUGAGAUUCCGGUGAACGACAGUGUGCAUCAUGCAGACAAGCCUGCUAUCAACCCGAUCCUAGCAUCCACAAUCACUCAUAAAGGAAGCUGAGAUUAGAUAAUUUUUUUUGCAAAAUCAUGGAUUCUUAAUUUUUGAACUCGAAAAUGUAUUUCGCUUUAGUUGUUGAAAGUGUUAGCAGAUGUGUAGUUUAUUUGUAUUAUUUAAAAUCGCAUCUUGAGGUGUGAUCAUGUUACUGUACCCUUUUUUUAUGAGGCAUGGAAUGGUUAAAUAAUAAAUUUGACGCAUGUUCUAAUACAUGUCAAAACAUUUAAAUUUUGUAA
Messenger RNA from Cicer arietinum (chickpea), 967 nucleotides. RefSeq lists its product as uncharacterized. NCBI's taxonomy places the organism in Eukaryota, Viridiplantae, Streptophyta, Magnoliopsida, Fabales, Fabaceae. The record is from RefSeq and is a predicted model, not a curated record.